Messenger RNA from Iphiclides podalirius (scarce swallowtail), 3927 nucleotides. Lineage: Eukaryota; Metazoa; Arthropoda; Insecta; Lepidoptera; Papilionidae. The record is from the annotation of a GenBank genome assembly.
AUGAAGUUACUUGUGGUGUUCGCAAGUGUGUUAUGUUGCUCGCCGAGGAAUUUGGUAAUGGGCGUCACAUCGGAGGAGACAACGGAGGUGUCGGAGUCAUGCUGCACUCACGGGGAGUACCAAGCAACAGCCAUGGCGUCGAAACAAUCCUGCUCAGCCGUCAGCCUCCCAGAAGAUGUGGACGAGGACUCAAAGGACAUAUGUCGCACAUCAGCCAAGAGCUGUUGUGAGAAGCUAUUCGGAGAAAAGGACGAUUGUACCGCUGGCAUGAAAAUGGCGGUAAACGAGCAAUGCGCUCUCCCUAAAACCGACAUUGGAAAGACGUGCUGCGACGAAUGCUCCGUCGGGAGAUUGUAUGGUAAGCUCCAGGGAAAAGAUGGUUGUGGAAGCCCAGCUGAAGAUGGAAUGAGCCCGCAGACCACGCUGCGGAAGAAUGCCUUUCACCAAUGCUGUAUUGAAGCAGCUAAAGAGCCGGAGACCACAACGCAGACUACGACUGAGAAGGUCGAAACAACUACGGAGAAGAGAAAGGAGGUGCAGAGGGAGAAGUGUAAAAAGGACUCUUGUGAACACGAAUGCAAAGAUGACGAUGGCAAAGUGAGAUGUAUUUGCAGAGUGGGCUUUAGACUACAGGCAGACAAUACAAGUUGCAAAGAUAUAAACGAAUGCAGGGAGGCAUUGGACGACUUGUGCACGGAAGAAGACACGGUGUGUCACAACACUGUUGGCUCUUACAAAUGCGUGCCGAUUAAGAAACGGGACGUUAGCCUCAGCUGCCCACCUGGCUUCAAGAGGAACGUCAUAAAUCAAGUAUGCGAUGAUAUAAACGAGUGCCAGCUGCCUCGGCCGCCAUGCCCCAAAUACCUCUGCGAAAAUACUAUCGGAGGCUACAAAUGCGCUGGCAAGGCGGGCAAGCCCUUCGAAGAGGCUCUCCCAGGGGCCACCACGGAAGCGGUGACCGUCCCCACCGCGAAGAGCGACAUAUGCCCCCCAGGGUUCCGAGCGGGACCUGACGACGAAUGCAUCGACAUCGACGAGUGUGACGAGCGUUUGGACGACUGCCAGCGGCUCUCGCAGCACUGCAUCAACACGCACGGCAGCUACUUCUGCCAGGACCACGUGUCGAAACGGUGCGCGCCAGGCUUCAAGGUCAACGCGGCCACAGGAGUGUGCGAAGACAUCGACGAGUGCGAAGAGAGUUCAGAGGUGUGCAGGCGGAACGAGGUGUGCGUCAAUCUACCCGGAGCGUACAAUUGCAAGUCCAAGAUCAGCACUCUCCCACAGCUAGCGAAGAAAAAAUGCCAAGAAGGAACCAGGCAACGUCCCGGAGGAACAAUUUGUGAAGACAUCGACGAAUGCCGCGAGGGCUCCCACUUGUGCGACCACUUCCAGAAUUGCAUCAACACCUACGGCGGCCACGAGUGCCGUUGCAAAAGCGGCUUCGAGCUGGACUCCUCCUCCGGAUCCUGCGUUGACAUUGACGAAUGCGCUCUGAAAAUGGACAACUGCCAAGCCGGCCUGCAUUGCCUGAACGUGCUCGGUUCGUUCACCUGCACGCGUCGUGCUGCGACCACUUCCACCACCACGACCACAACCACCACCACCCCUAUUCCGACCGUCUACGAGUAUGAGUACUACGACUCCGAAGAGGAUAACACCACGGAUGUUGACAAAAUCCCAGAGACCAGAUUGACAACCCCUACGACGACUUCUUCAAGCACAACUACCACCACGACAACAACGACAACAACUCCGCGGCCGACCACAACUUCGACUACUACCACAACUUCAACUACCACACCUGCCACGACCACCACAACAACUCACACGCCAAGAGUCUGGCCCCCCGCACGGCCAUCUGGGUACAACCCGUACUACCCCAGGCGUAAACCCACCACCAGAAGAACCCCUACAAGCGUACCGGAUGGACCCACUCCUGCCCGACCCACUUCUGAAUCUCGAAGACCAGAGUAUAGACCGAGAAGACCAGAAACUCACACACCUCCCGUAGAAGUGACGGUGCCCGCUCCCACAGACGUCAAUACGAUAGAGAAAGAGAGAGAACCAGAUGGCAGCUACGGGCUAAAUACUAGCGAAAUACCCAAAGACAAAUGGACCAAUGUUAUUGGAAACAAUGGGCCGGAAUAUCCAGAAUUCAAUCCUGCGGAGUUGCACUGUUUGCAGGGAUACGAGAGAAGCCCCAGCGGGGAUUGUGUCGAUAUCGAUGAAUGCGAAACGAGCCGCCACAUUUGCAGUAGCCUGGAGCAAUGUCACAACAAACAGGGCGGAUACAUUUGUGACUGCAUUCCGGGAUUCCGCCGCGACUCGAGCGGCUGGUGCGUGGUUAUCACCACGUCUAGUAGCACCACCACCACAACCACUACCACCACAACCACUACGCCGAGACCAACUACAGCCAGAACCACUUCUACGACCGAAAGCACAACAGCAGUGAGCACAACGAGUACUGAAUGGCAACGAAUGCCAAGGCCACGAGUGCCUUGGUACACACCGCCGAUGUCGUGCGAUUUUGGUUACACGUUCAGUUCUAGUGUAGGAAAAUGUGUCGAUUUAGACGAAUGCGCCAGUGACAAGGCGAAUUGCGCGCCGAGGGAGGACUGUGUCAAUACUGAUGGCGGAUACCGUUGCGUGUGCGGCCAGAGAUGCCGCUCCGAAGCGGAGACGCCCACAUAUUUCCCGGCCCGGGAGCCAGCCGUGCAGCCGGACACAAAUGUGAUUACCGUCGGCGCUCAGUAUGGCCAGCGCGGCGCUCGCGUCAUCAGGCCCACGUACACCAGGUCCUCGUCGUCCACCGCCGUGCUGACCUCCUGCCCCUGGGGCUACAAGCUCACCCCGGACAAACGCUGCGUGGAUAUUGACGAGUGCACGCGCAACAUAUCGGAGUGCGGACCAGAUCAGCGCUGCGAGAAUUUCUUCGGCGGUUACUCCUGCCAGUGCCCGCUCGGCCACCGUCUGGUGGGACAGCAGCGAUGCGAGGACAUCGACGAAUGCGCCUACGGGAACCCGUGCUCCUACAACGCGAAGUGCUUGAACACAAUCGGCUCGUACCGUUGCGAGUGCGGCGAGGGGUUCCGCAACGCGCCCACCAACGACAAGGUCUGCGUGGACGUCGACGAGUGCGCCGAGGGCUCGUCCGCGUGCGCGCACGGCUGCGCCAACGCAUGGGGCGGCUACCGGUGCUACUGCGAGCGGGGCUACCGGCUGCAUUCUGACAACAGGACCUGCGUGGAUGUGGACGAGUGUGCGGAGUGGGGCAGCGUGCGUUCGCGCGGCCGCCUGUGCGGCGGGCGCUGCGUCAACGUGCCCGGCACUUACCGCUGCAGCUGCCCGCCUGGAUACAGGCUCGCGGAUGACGCGCGAAGUUGUAUAGAUAUUGACGAGUGCGAGACAGGGGAGGCCCCCUGUGCGAGGACAUCGGACGCUGGAAUGGUGUGCCAGAACACCAGGGGAGGAUACCACUGUCACCGAAUAGAUUGCCCGCCGGGCUAUCGUCUAGAGUCUAAGCACAAAUGCACGCGUAUCCAACGCUCGUGCCCGAUAUCCGACUGGGGUUGCAUCCAGCAGCCAAGCGCCCUCAGCUACAACUUCAUAACGUUCGUCGCCAACAUCUACUUGCCCGCCGGGAGCGUCGACCUGUUCACGAUGCACGGCCCUUCGUGGCGGGACUCUUUGGUGAGCUUCGAGAUGAGGAUGGUGGAAGUGAAGGCACCUAACGGCGUAAAGCCAGCAGACUUCACAUGCUUCGACAUGAGACCGAGUGGCAACAUUUGCGUGGUGUCACUGUUGUGUUCACUGGAGGGACCCCAAGUUGCGGAGCUAGAGUUGACCAUGUCCCUUUACCAGCGAAGUCAGUUCGCCGGCAGCGCGGUCGCCAGACUCGUCGUGAUCGUCAGCGAGUACGAGUUC